AAGUGGCAGACAGGGGCAGAAAGCAGCAAGCGAGCAAAGACACAGGCAAGUUACACGUAACAUUAGCUUCUCCCGACUUGUCGGAGAGUUGAGAAAUGAUAACUGUUAGACUCGAGAACUUUAUCCCUGUUUAGUCGGAUGAAUGCAUCUUCCCCUUGACACGGGACAGAAAUCUGCUAAGAACGUUGGCGGUUCGCUAGAUUAAGUUAAAACGGGUAUGAAUGGCGGGGUUUUAUUUAAUGUCUCGUAACGCCAGUGCUCUGCGAGAAAGUAAGGUUUUUGCCCGAGACUUUUAAGCUGAUUUGUAAGUUCGAGAGCAAGAAGAGGUUUUUGUUUACGUUAGGUAACGGUACUUUUCUUUUGUCUUUAUUUUAACCCCUCUGGAUCCUGUUGUCAUGACGCCUGACCUCCUCAACUUCAAAAAGGGAUGGAUGUCGAAACUGGACGAUAGUGGAGAGUGGAAGAAGCAUUGGUUUGUUCUGACUGAUGCUGGACUGAAGUACUACAGAGACUCGAGCGCAGAGGAGAGAGAUGAUAUGGACGGGGAGAUUGACCUAAAAUCCUGUGUGAAGGUGUCUGAGUUUGAUGUGGAGAAGAACUAUGGCUUUCAGAUACAGACACGGGAGGCCGUGUUCACACUCUCUGCCAUGACAGCUGGGAUCAGGCGGAACUGGAUAGAAGUUUUAAAGAAGUGUAUCCGGCCCAGCAGCUCUCCAGACCUCACACAAUUACCUGACAGCAGCAGUGACAAGGAAAACUCCCACUCAUGUUUUCUGCUGUCUUCCCGUCGCCCAUCAUCACGUCACAGCGAUGUUCAAUCAGAAGUUCCAUCCUCUGCCCCUCCCACCCAGCGUAGGUUUGACUACGUUGAGCUGUCCCCUGUUCCUUCCUCCUCCAGUCCUCUCCCAGCCAGUCAGAGAGAAGCAGGAGAGGGGCCGGGAAGGGAGCACAGCCAGUGGCAGGAGGAGAGGAACACAAGCAGCAAGUGGGAGGCUGUGCUGUCCAGGAAGGGCACUGGCAUAGGAUCAAACCAAAGGCUACGCAUGGAGGAUGAAAUAGAAAAAAAGUGGGCUGAGUUUGAACGCAUGCCGUUAAAGGAGAUGAGCUCUUUAUCACCAAUGGGAUCAAAGUCCUCCAGCCAUUCAGCCCAAGAGGCGCUGCAGAGGGAGGUAGUGGCGUCACUGAGGCAGCAGAUGGAGGAACUACAGCGGGGAAGGGGAGGGGGAGGAGGUGUGCGGGGUGGCUGUGGCCCUGAAGCCCCCUGCGGCCGCAGCCUGGCAGCCAUGGAGCGUGCUCACCGACAGGCGUUGGAGGAGUUGCAGAGGCAGCACGAACGCCAGAUCAAGGACCUAGAGACCAAGAAGGACAGGCUGCUGCUGGAGGAGACCCAGGACACCGCACGAGGUCAGCACACCAGACGGGUGAUGGAGGCUUUGAAGAAGAAACACAAAGAGGAGCUGGAAAGAGAGGUGGAGAAAGUCAAGAGGUUAAGCAGCGGGGUACUAGACUCGCAGACUUUGCGAGCCCAACAACAGGCAGAAACUCAGUCCUUGCAGAGAGAGCUGGCUGGACUGUCUGAGCGCUAUUCUCAGAAGUGUCUGGAGCUAAACCGAGCUGAGCAGAGCAACGCUGAGAGAGAGAGAGAGAUCAGCCGCAAGGAAAGGGAUAUGGAGCAGCUGAGGAAAGAGAAUCAGGACUUAAAGGCCCGUUUGAUGGAGGAGAUCAGCCGUAUACAAUCUACCAUCACAGAUCAGGGCUCAGACAACAAAGAAAGGAUGCCCUGUGAACUAGAGGUUCUUCUCAGGGUGAAAGAAAACGAGAUAGAGUACUUAUGCAAGGAGAUCAGCUGUCUAAGGAAUGAACUGCAGUUUCUGAACAUGGAGAAACGGUUGGCCUGUGAACGAUAUACGGAGGUGCACGAGGAGCUGAGUGGGAUGAAGGGCCGGAGCGAGCGAGAGAUCCAGAGUCUAAAGGAGCACUUGAGACUGGCCAUGGCUGCUCUGCAGGAGGGGCAAAAGCUGGGCAACAGCCUGGACCACUGAGAACCUGCUGCUGGUGCCAUUACGCUGACAGACACAGUGACAGGUGUGUCUGCACCAUGGGGACUGAAUCAAAGACGGAUACAGAAGAGGAGUAGAGGAGAUGAUUGGUGGACUUGUACAGUUCUGGCUGUGUAGGGACCAUGAUAGUGCCUUAGUUUUCAAUAAUUCUGCCAAUGAGCAGCAUAGAAUAGCUACUAGCUGGUUUCAUUACACUGGGCCACACAUGAUAUAUAAAACUGCACUUUUCAUUUUUUUUAAUUUUAGCUUUUGCUUUUGUGAGUGCAAGCGUGUAUGAGUGCGCUUUUGGUCUUAAAACUGGAAUAUUUGUUGAGUGACAUGAUUUCUUUUUCAUCAGGUAUUGUAGAUUUCCAUGCAGAUGUAGAUGUUCAUGCUGUAUCAGCUUUUUGGUUGUUUGAUAAACUUCUCAUUGCCUCUGUGUCUUCUGCCUGAGACAGCAGGAGUAAAAAGUUACAGAAGUGCUAAUGUCAUCUCAGUUUUCUGUUGUACAGCUUUUGAGUCAUGUUUGCUCUGAAAAUGGCACACGUUUCUUCAGAAAUGGGAGCUCAUCAUUUGGUGUAAUUAUUUUCCACCUAGUAAUAUUUUUGCUUUUAUUGUGCUUGUGAAUAUGAAAUUCUGUUUAUUAAAAAAAAAAAAAAAAAAAAAAAAAAAAAAUGGGAUUAAUACAGGACAAGACAGCGAAAGCUAUUCAUUCCUGGCAGGCUGAAUUGAAGUUGAUCUGAUUGUAUAGAAGCAUAUUUAGGGCCGACUUUCUUCGGGGAUGCUUGCAAAAGCUGUUGAAUGAAUGUUGUCCCACGUCACAGAUGUCUGUAUCUUUAAACCAUGGCUGAGAAGCAGGAACUCUCAGGCUUCCAGUCUCCCCUGAUCAUUACUGGCAUUUAUAUGCCACCACCACAAAAAAUGACAGAUUUUGCAUUGAUGAGCCAAUUUUUUGUUGACAGUAUGUAUUGUGAUAAAAUUACUUAUCUACCUGCCUUUUAAAAACUUUUUCAUAUUUAAUGUACCGAAGAGCCUGUAUCAUCUUUGUAAAUUAUACACAUUUUUUUGCAAUUAAUAAAAAGUUCAACAGAAACACA
Molecule: messenger RNA, 3136 nt
Organism: Xiphias gladius (swordfish)
Lineage: Eukaryota; Metazoa; Chordata; Actinopteri; Istiophoriformes; Xiphiidae
Gene: triobpb
Product: TRIO and F-actin binding protein b
Exons: 13
Coding region: 396-2042 (548 amino acids)
Biological process (GO): positive regulation of substrate adhesion-dependent cell spreading; actin filament organization
Cellular component (GO): actin cytoskeleton
Molecular function (GO): actin filament binding
Source: RefSeq, a predicted model, not a curated record